CACUGUCCACUGUCCACUGUCCACUGUCCACAUUUCUUUGGUUUUCUCUCUCUUCAACUCUCUUUUUGUGUACCCUCAAGCUUUCUGCAACAAACAUGGGGGCUCUCGAUUAUAUUUCAAACUUUUGCAUUGUCUCCGAAAGGAGGAGCAAACGCAAGCCAAUGCAGACAGUUGAAAUCAAGGUUAAAAUGGACUGUGAUGGCUGUGAAAGAAGAGUCAGAAAUGCUGUCACCAACAUGAAAGGCGUAAAAACUGUCGAAGUAAUCAGGAAACAAAACCGCGUGACGGUGACCGGGAACGUGGAUCCGAACAGGGUGUUGAAGAGGGUGAAGAGCACGGGGAAGAGGGCGGAGUUCUGGCCGUAUAUCCCACAGCAUGUGGCCUUAUAUCCGUAUGCGACGGGGGCAUACGACAAAAGGGCACCGGCGGGAUUUGUUCGGAACGUGGCGCAAGCUUACCCUGCACCUUCUUCCAACGCCCCCGAAGAGAAGUUCGCCACCUUCUUCAGCGAUGAUAAUGUUCAUGCGUGUUCCAUCAUGUAGGGUGAAACAACUGAAGUUAGAUUAAAAUGGUGGAUUUUUGACGACCAUAUGCUGUUUAUAUAUUGUGUUCAUUGGGAA
This is a messenger RNA of Hibiscus syriacus, 620 nucleotides long. Its product is annotated as heavy metal-associated isoprenylated plant protein 21-like. The transcript is spliced from 3 exons. Lineage: Eukaryota; Viridiplantae; Streptophyta; Magnoliopsida; Malvales; Malvaceae. Gene Ontology annotation, molecular function: metal ion binding. The coding region runs from base 96 to 542 and encodes 148 amino acids. The record is from RefSeq and is a predicted model, not a curated record.